AUGGCUGCAGAGAUCAGAGCAGCGCCGGAGUCGGUGACAUGGCAGGAUCGAGAGAUCCGCUUCGACAUCUCAGCGGCAGCUAUGCAUCUGCGUAAGGGCGAAACGAUAGUGGAUGCUAUCAACUCGGUUGAGGACACAAAGGGCAAUAAUGGCGACCGUGGGGCUCUCGAGAUCACGAAUUUAAGGCUGUUGUGGGCCUCACACAAGUCUGUGCGAACGAAUCUGAGCAUCGGCUACAGCUGCAUUCAGAGUCUUAAGAUCCGCACAGCCACGUCCAAGCUGCGGGGUAGCACACAGGCGCUGUAUGUCAUGACCAAGUACGCUAACAGUCGCUUCGAGUUCAUCUUUACGAGUCUCGUGAAGGCCAGCCCCAGACUCUUCACUACAAUCCAAGCUGUAUUCCGGUCUUACGAGACUACCAAGCUGUAUCGAGAGCUGAAACUUCGAGGAGCGAUCAUUAAGGAGAAGGAGUUGACGCUGCUUCCUCACGAACAAGUGUAUACACGUUUGAAUGGCGUGUGGAACUUGUCAUCAGAUCAAGGGAACUUGGGUACAUUUUUCGUAACCAACGUCCGCAUCGUAUGGCACGCUAACUUGGCUGAAAACUUCAACGUUAGCAUUCCUUACAUGCAGAUCAACUCGGCUCGUAUCCGAGGCUCCAAGUUCGGUCCAGCGCUGGUCAUUGAGACGUCUGCCGUUAGUGGUGGCUACAUUUUGGGCUUCCGUGUGGAUCCAGAAGAUCGUCUUCACGAACUUUUCAAAGAAAUGCAAAGCUUGCACAGUGUUUUCUCGACGAAUCCCAUCUACGGCGUGGAGUUUGAGGUCGAGGAGAAGCCAGUUCCAUUGGAACAACUCCGACAACCUCGUAAGAUGGACGACGUCGAGAUCGAAGAAGACUAUGCCAGCUCCAUGGACGCGUUCGCAGCCUAUUACGCUGCAGUCAACAAGAACCACGACCGCCCACCAACUUUCUCGAAAGAACUCGGACUUGCCAUCGAGAGUUUACCUGAUGGCUUCAGCGUGGGAGAUCUCUGGUACGUCAACUAA
Messenger RNA from Phytophthora infestans T30-4, 1047 nucleotides. Its product is annotated as bardet-Biedl syndrome 5 protein. Gene Ontology annotation, molecular function: phosphatidylinositol-3-phosphate binding. The record is from RefSeq and is a predicted model, not a curated record. Gene Ontology annotation, biological process: intracellular transport; cilium assembly. The coding region runs from base 1 to 1047 and encodes 348 amino acids. NCBI's taxonomy places the organism in Eukaryota, Oomycota, Peronosporomycetes, Peronosporales, Peronosporaceae. The transcript has a single exon. Gene Ontology annotation, cellular component: ciliary basal body; BBSome.